Hymenoscyphus albidus is the source of this 2497-nucleotide messenger RNA. NCBI's taxonomy places the organism in Eukaryota, Fungi, Ascomycota, Leotiomycetes, Helotiales, Helotiaceae. The record is from the annotation of a GenBank genome assembly.
AUGAAGCACUCUGCUCAAGCUCUUGUUGGACUUUUGCUCCCGUCCCUCAUAUUUGCCCGUGUAUAUCCCAGGUCUAAUACCACUGAACUCGGAUUAUUGGCUACUGGUAAUGUCGACCUUGGGGAUUGGGCUGAUGCUUACGCAAAAGCUCAAUCUCUUGUUGCUAAGAUGACGAACGAGGAGAAGAUCAGCGUUAUCACUGCAGGUUCUGUCGAAUCUGCUGGUUGGAAGGCGCUUAACUUUAAGGAUAGCGCUCAGGGUCCUCAAGGUACACCUCACUCUCUACAACACAAUGUGAACGGGAAUGCUAACUCGGAUUCAUAGGUUAUGAGUAUGCCACUGGUUUUGGAAUGACCUCGGCUCUGGCUCAAACAUGGGAUAAAGCAGCUAUAUAUGAGCAGUUCAAAGCUAUCGGGGACGAGUUCUACGGCAAAGGUUUCCAGGUUGCCAAUGGUCCAUCUACACAACCGUUCGGGAGAACACCUUACUCAGGCAGACUGGCUGAAGGGCUGGGUCAGGAUGCUUAUUUGAAUGGUGUUGCUACUGGACUUGGCACCAAGGCCUUCGUUGAUGCUGGUGUCAUUUCUGGUGGUAAACACUUUCUACUUAACGAGCAAGAGACAAAUCGCGCUUUGAGGGGUGAUAAGCAGCCUUACUCUGCUGUCGUUGACGAUAAGGCUUUGCACGAGACUUACCUUUGGUACGUUCCUUCCAAGCACCCCUCUCUUCCCACAACUAAUAUGAUAUAGGCCUUUCUACGAUGCCAUCAAGGCAGGAAUGGGAAGUGUCAUGUGCGCUAUGAACAAAGUAAACGGUUCCUUGUCGUGCGAAAACUCCGACCUUCUCAACAAGCUUUUGAAGACCGAACUUGGAUUUCCUGGUCAAGUACAGCCUGAUGUCUCCGCACAAGCUACCCCUUUUGGCUCUGCAAAUGGCGGCCUUGAUUAUGGAUCCUCCAGAAUCUGGGGCACACAGACAUUGAUUCAAGGUAUUGCUAGUGGUAAUCUCUCCCAAGCUCGUCUCGAUGACAUGGCUAUUCGAAACAUUAUCCCAUACUAUAAAUCAAACCUCGCCAACGGCAAACAGCCACCGCUCGCCCAACAAACUGACUAUGUCGACGUUCGAGCGAACCACAGUAAAAUCGUCCGCAGCGUUGGGGCCGCCUCCAUUGUUCUGUUGAAGAACAUCAAUAAUGCCCUUCCUCUUUCAAAGCCUCGCACCAUGGCUAUCUUCGGCAACAGUGCUGGUCCAGCUACAGCAGGCCCCAACUACCAGUUCACGGUGGACGGAAGCCCUUCAACUUACAAUGGCCACCUCGCGGGAGGAGCAGGUUCAGGAAUGACUUCUUUCCCGUACCUUAUCACUCCACAGCAUGCACUCACCAGCCGCGCUGCCGAAGACGGAACCAUGAUCCGGUGGAUUCUAAACAAUACCUAUACCAAUACAAUUCCCUCUCUCCCUACGCCGCCAGGAUUACCCCCUCUCUUGUCUGGUGGCACCGCCCUCCACCUAGACAUUCCCCCUUACGCAACUGGAGCUGAAGUCUGUCUCGUAUUCAUCAACGCUUUCGCAGGCGAGGGAGGAGAUCGUACCGAGCUCCGAAAUACAGAACAAGAUGCUUUGAUUACCACCGUCGCGUCCCAUUGCCCUAACACCAUUGUAGUCAUCAACACAAUCGGUACCCGUCUCGUGGAGUCCUGGAUCGAGAACCCCAAUGUCACAGCUGUCCUCUACGGCAUGCCUCUCGGACAGGAAUCAGGGAACUCGAUCGUGGAUGUCCUCUACGGAGCCGUCAACCCCAGUGGUCGUCUAACCCACACCCUCGCUAAGAAUGAGGGCGAUUACCCGGGGAUCUGCACAGAACUCGUGUGUAACUUUGUCGAGGGCAACCUGGUGGAUUACAAGUACUUCGAUUCCGCGAACGUGGAGCCGCGAUUCGAGUUCGGUUUCGGAUUGAGCUACACCACAUUCAGUUACUCAGAAGUCACCAUCACCACCACCAAGCCCGAGGCUCUGGCUAGCAAAUACGCCACAGGGAAAGUUGGUGUCGGCGGUAGGACGGAUCUGUGGGAUGAGGUGGCUUCGGCUUCUGUCACUGUUACCAAUAAUGGGACGGUGGACGGUGCGGAGGUUGUACAGCUGUAUAUCUCUUACCCCGAGGAAGCUGCGCAGCCUGUGCGUGUACUGAGGGGAUUCGAGAAGAUUACGCUUCCGGUUGGGGGUCAAGGGAGUGUGGAUUUUGGUUUGAAGAGGAGGGAUUUGAGUUUUUGGGAUGUUGAGGCGCAGGAGUGGGCGGUUGCUAAGGGGACUUAUAUGUUGAGUGUUGGUGCUAGUUCGAGGGAUUUGAGGGUUAGUGGGACGUUGGUUGUUUGAGGUUAUGAGGGGGGAAAUGGAGUUCUCAGUGGAUGAAAUUUGGACAGGGGCGUUGUGGUGUUUAUAGAUUCGGCUUGGUUUGACGUAUUGCUCGGUGAUUGUUUUGGUGGUAGACUAGUGUUUA